Molecule: messenger RNA, 1131 nt
Organism: Hyalella azteca
Lineage: Eukaryota; Metazoa; Arthropoda; Malacostraca; Amphipoda; Hyalellidae
Product: putative type II secretion system protein E
Exons: 1
Coding region: 1-1131 (376 amino acids)
Cellular component (GO): plasma membrane
Molecular function (GO): ATP hydrolysis activity
Source: RefSeq, a predicted model, not a curated record
AUGUUCGUCUUCUCCCUUCCAGGUCCAAGAAUCAUCAAGCUGCGCGUCAUGAUGGUUCCGGUAGUGCUGCCGGAUCGUGAGGAGAUGAUGCCGAAGCUCGUGCUGCGACUCCUCGGGAAUCGCAUCGAGCAGAUGGCAUUGACAGAUCUGGGUAUCCCUGACUACGAACGGAAUGACCAGAUCACAGCCAUUCAGCUUCUUUGCGAACGGAAAAACGGCUUGAUCCUUGUAAGUGGCCCUACCGGAUCAGGAAAGACAACAACGCUCUCCGCUGUCCAGCGCGAGAUGCUGAAGACCUACCCCAACAGGGUGUAUUACACGAUCGAGGAUCCUGUCGAGAUCAGCAUUCCCAACGUCAAUCACGUUCAAGUGAAUCAAGAAGCUGAGCUGACCUUUUCCCGAGGUCUGAAAGCAUUUCUCCGCGGUGACCCUGACGUGAUCAUGGUCGGCGAAAUCCGCGACAUGGAUGCAGCAACUCAAGCAUUGACGGCCUCGAUCACCGGCCACCUCGUCUUGAGCACGAUUCAUACGAAUUCCGCGAUCGAGACCGCCAUUCGAUUGAUCGACAUGGGUUGCGACUCAUUCAUCGUGUCGUCAGCGUUGAAGGCGGCGACCGCACAAAGGCUUGUGAAGCGGCUCUGUACGGAGUGUUCGAUGGAGGCAUCCUGGGAUGAGUUGACGUCCGGGCUUCACCCGGUCCUGAACCACCGUGACAACAAACUCAUGCGGCUGCGUUACACGAAUGCUCCCAGAACCUAUUCCGACCUCGAUUUCUACCCGGAUGGUCGCACCGUCCGCAUCAAGGGCCCGGGAUGCAGCAAGUGCGAUGGCGGGAUCAAAGGCAGGGCCCUGGUCAGUGAGCUAUUCCUGAUGACCCCGAACGUGUCUCAGGCGAUCGCCAGCAAGCAGUCGUUCGCGACAGUGCACCAGAUCGCAGUCGAAAGUGGCUUCAAGGAUCUAUGGCAGCACGCGAUGUUCCUGAUCCGCACGGGUGUCAUUAGUUUCGACGACGCCGUCGGUGACAUUGGUGAAAGGGACGUGCUGUCGCCAUCGGAAAAGAAGGGUAUGGGGAGCAACCAGACGCCUCAGGAUCGGCCGUCAUUGUCUGUCGUAGGCCAGUCAAGAAUUUAG